Salvelinus fontinalis (brook trout) is the source of this 2825-nucleotide messenger RNA. Its product is annotated as transmembrane protein 196-like. NCBI's taxonomy places the organism in Eukaryota, Metazoa, Chordata, Actinopteri, Salmoniformes, Salmonidae. The record is from RefSeq and is a predicted model, not a curated record. Bases 1308 to 1871 code for a protein of 187 amino acids. The transcript has 4 exons.
UCUUACUAUGUCAGACUGAGUUGUUCUCCAGGGCUUGGAGUAAAGGAUCAGGUUGGAAGGGUUUGUGAAUUAUUAGGCAACAUUUAAGGAUUGGUUUCCUGGACACAGAUUAUGCUUAUUAUUGGAUUCAAAUGUUUUAGUCCAGAUCCAGGCUUAAUCUGUAUCUGGGAAACCAGCCCUACAACAUGUUGCUGGGUCUUAUACUACACAGGAAGUAAUCCUACUCCAUAUAUUUCAUAAUGCCAUAAAAAAAAAAUGAACACUACAGUUUAAAUAUAGUUAAGCAAUAAGGCCCGAGGGGGUGUGGUAUAUGGCCAAUAUACCACAGCAACGGGCUGUUCUUAAACAUGACGCAACGCAUAGUGCCUGGAUACAGCCCUUAGCCGUGGUAUAUUGGCAAUAUACCACAAACCCCCAAGGUGCCUUAUUGCUAUUGCUACCAACGUAAUUAGAACAGUACAAAUACAUGUUUGUGAUAGCCAUGGUAAAUCAGACCAUAUACCAUGUGUUUCAGCCAAUCAGCAUUCAGGGCUUGAACCACCCAGUUUAUAAUAUGUAAUAAUGUGCACAAAAUAUAUUCAAAAAUGGAUGAAUUCAGCUAUAUACUGUAACAUUGGACCAUACAAGCUAUGCAAUUGGCAAUAACUUUCCUCUUAAAACAAAUGACACCAAUUUUCUAAAUGCAAUUAUCAAACAUAUCAAGUGUUAUGCAUUGUGCAUUAGCCUAUGCAUUAUGCAUUGAUUGGGUGUUUAAUUUAAGAUUACUAUUUUUAUCUCCUUAGGGGUAAUUCAUGGGAUUCGUUAGUUAUAUAAUCUUACUAGCUAGUUACCUUAAAUCACCCUCAUGUAUAUAAACUGCACACAUGAGCGCUAUAAGACGUCAAGGAAGUCACGUGAGUCGCGAGCACUGCAGCUGUGGGCAAGAAAAGUUUUGAGAGGUUGGCAACUGGCGAGAAUGACGCGUGUCUGUUUUACAGUAGAGCAAACACGCAUACUAGCCUUCCACAGAGCUGUCCAGUGCAAAUCCUGAUAAAUCCAUGUAGUCUAUGACAAGAUCUGAUUUAGAAUACCUUAUAAAGUCUAACAGUGGAGUAUUUUUCAGAGGGAACAUGUAAGUAGCCCUUACAUGGUGGAUCACUUGGUGGUUACUGGAUAGAAAACAUUCUCUCGCGCAAAAGUCCACCUGCGUAAUUUUGAUUAAUGGAUUAAUGCUUUUAGCGCAAAAACCAAUACUCGCUGCUUUUUGGGUGGUUCAAGGGGGGUGACCACCACCACCUCUUGAAUGACCCGCUGUGAAGGAAUGAGUGAUGCCGGACAGAGGAUGUAACAUCUGGAGUCUGGUGAUACUGUCCGUGUUGGAGAUGGGGCUCGGUGCGUCCAGCAUCGCCCUCGGUGUGUUCGGCAUCAUCCGAGUCCGGUCGGUUCACAAGCUGCAGCUGGGGGAUGCCUCUCCUAUAUGGAGCGGAAGUUGUUUUCUCAUCUGUGGACUAUGUGGGAUGGUGUGUGCAAAGAAAAGGUCAGGAUUGAUUAUGAUCCUUUUUUCAGCCUGCUGUAUCUGUGGGUUGAUCAGUGGGAUCCUAAACUUCCAGUUUGUGCGUGUGGUGGCAAAGCGUCCCGAUGCCCUGCCGUCCCUCUACCUGGCCAUCAUGGUGCUGGCCUGCCUGGGCAUCGGAGUGUCCAUCCUGUUUACCUGGCUCACCUGUCGUCUGGCCAGCAGCGAACAGCAGAGGAUGUACCUGGAGAGAGAGCUGUCCCUGCACCACUCCCAUGAGAUGAGUGAAAAGGAGUUGGCUGAGAGAUCUGAGAGAGCAGCCAGCAUUCCCCAGAUCUCCUUCAAUGGAAAGUCCUCCCCUCCGUUGUCAUUAGGCUGAAGCCCAGCUGUGUUACUGCAUUCAAAGCAACAUGGAGACAAUGUUGGUUUCAUACAACACCAACGGUUGCAGGGGACGUGAUCUCUUGCAAUUAACUGAUACACAAAGGAAUCAACUGAAGUUACGUCAACGCUCUGAGAAGGCGCUGGGAGAUUUGACAAUCGGCUUACCAGUGAAGAUGUAGGCUGAAUGAUGCACCUGGAUAGUCCCCAGACAUGGCUUUGGGGGACAUGGAAACAGCAGAUAGAGGGACAAAGCUAUGGCACAUCCAAAGGCUCAAAAAGAACAGCUAAACCACUUGAGAUUGUCAGUGUUGAGACGGUGGAAGACAUAACUGCUUCAGGGUUUGACUGGUCAUAGUGAUCAUGUCAUACAGUGGAAGUUGUUUCCAGUACUAUUAUUUAUUUAAUGAUUAUUUAUGUAUGUUUUAUUUAAAUAUAUGUUUGUUUAUUCAUAAGCAUGCAAAUAUAAUAACAUCCCAUCUGUGAUAGGUUUUUACAAUUUAGAGCAUUAUAAUGAAUUAAAGGUUUAUUGAUGGUGAUGGAUGACGACUACGAUUGAUGGUGAUGGCGACUACGAUGGAUGAUGCCGAUGAUGAGGAUGUUGAUGGUGAUGACUACAGUGGAUGAUGAGGAUGUUGAUGGUGAUGAUGUUGAUGACUUUAUUGUAUCCAUUAGGAAAUUAAUUCUAUAUGAAUUAGUAUAUUUUGCAGGAGAUCACAACCAGUAGGAGGCAGUAGUGAUAGUUAUAUUACCCCACUAGAGGGAGCACUCCGUCUCCUUUUAAUUUUUUUCUGUACCAAACAGCACCCUAUUCCCUAUAUAGUGCACUACUUUUGACCAGAGCCCUAUGGUCAAUAGUAGUAGACUAUAUAGGGAUUUGGGACUCAGACGUUUAAUCUUGUAGUAGAACAUUUGAACAGCAUAAUAAAUAUGGAAAGUUAUGGAUAAAUGA